AUGGGUGAUGGCAAAAGAAGUUUACGGAGAAGUUUAACCAGUGUCAAAUUUGGAACUCUAUUAAAAGUCUUUGCCGACAAAGCUUCAAUCGCUGGUCGGCAAUUAGUUCUAGUAGACCCAAAGAACACAACACAAAGAUGUUCCGAUUGUCAAAAAUUAGCAAUUCCUAAAUUAGAAUUAAAGGAUAGAAUAUUUAAAUCAGAAAGGGUUCGACAAGAACCUUCCUUGGAGUUUGAUGGUGAAAAACUAACUGUCCCUCCCACAAAAAGAGGAAAAUAUUUAAACCAAGAAAUAAAAGAAAAAAUUAAAUUUGAUUCACCGCCUCAUUGUCUUGAGGAAAUCGAAGAAGAUGAGGAACUAUGUCACAGUUAUGACUGCAACAAACACUACGAUAAA
Molecule: messenger RNA, 396 nt
Organism: Funneliformis geosporum
Lineage: Eukaryota; Fungi; Glomeromycota; Glomeromycetes; Glomerales; Glomeraceae
Source: the annotation of a GenBank genome assembly